AUGCGUUUCUUCGCUGCUGUUCUGGCUACCCUCGCCGUGGGCGCCAUCGCUGCCGACGCCGUUGCGGAUGAGGAAUACAGCACCGUCAUGGUCACCGAGUACACCACCUACUGCCCCGAGGCCGCUUCCACCCCCGUCCCCGAGGCUUCCUCCAGCGCUGCCCCCUCCAUCACCGUCUCCAACGGCGUGACCUACUCCAUCUCUCGGCCCCUGAUCACCUCGACCAUCACCCGCUGCAACAAGUGCCCCUCCUCCACCCCCCUCAUCCACACCCCCUCCAGCAGCUCCAUCGUCGUCGCCCCGACUUCCCGUCCUGUCAUCCCCUCGGGUGCAGGCGCCAAGUCCACCGGCUCCCCCGUUCCCACCACCCCCGUCACUCCCCUGGCGACUGGUGCCGCCUCGCGCGCUGCCGUCGGUGCCGGCGCGGGUCUGGCCGGUGUUUUUGCCCUGGCUGCUUACCUGCUGUAA
Molecule: messenger RNA, 468 nt
Organism: Aspergillus viridinutans
Lineage: Eukaryota; Fungi; Ascomycota; Eurotiomycetes; Eurotiales; Aspergillaceae
Product: putative GPI anchored protein
Exons: 3
Coding region: 1-468 (155 amino acids)
Source: RefSeq, a predicted model, not a curated record